Brassica oleracea var. oleracea is the source of this 2612-nucleotide messenger RNA. Its product is annotated as WD repeat-containing protein 44-like. Gene Ontology annotation, molecular function: protein binding. The coding region runs from base 465 to 2390 and encodes 641 amino acids. The record is from RefSeq and is a predicted model, not a curated record. The transcript is spliced from 5 exons. NCBI's taxonomy places the organism in Eukaryota, Viridiplantae, Streptophyta, Magnoliopsida, Brassicales, Brassicaceae.
GCAAACGGACAGAGGAAAGAAUCGUGUGCCUCUUUCGAAAACUCUAGUGCCAUUCUUCGGACAAUCCAUCUUCUUCUCCUUCUUCUUCCUUCCUUAUUGUCUCUUUCUUCACAGCUUUCAAUUCUUUUUUAUAAAAAAACCUUUGAUCAUUUCCUUUAUUUUAAUUAAAAUAAAAACUCAUCUCUUGUACUAUUUUUUAUUUUCUUUUGAAUUCUCUCUGGGUUGGUCGUAAAGAGAGACUUCACUUCACAUGGUCUUUUGAAUGGGUCUGUGUGUGUAAGACUUGUUCUUAGGGAUGUGUUUUGAAGAAACCAAGUGAUUAACGAACAAACCCACCUAUUGUAGGUUGCUUGGUUGGAAGCAAAACUGGCAGUUGGGGGAAUUCCACUUUUGAGAGAUAAAAAAAAGCAUUGUUCUUUGAGAUGGGUUUCAUUGUUUGAAGAAAACUCUGUGGAGGAAGAAUAAUGGAUUACUCGUCUCAAGAGGAAGAUUUACACUUCUUUGAUGCCAACGAAGAAGAGAUGAUGAAUCCAAGUGCUUUUGAUUUCCAUGUUUGGAAUGAUUCGCCUGGAAGCGUUGUGGAGCGGCGGAGGAGGUUCUUGGAGUGGAUGGGAGUCGAAGGAGAUCUGAAGAAUAUGGAUGUCGAGUCUCAAGAGAUUUGUAUUGAAGCUGAGCAAGGGUUCAGCAGUUUCUCUAGCCAGGUAACUUCCUCUGGUUCUGGUUCAAGCCUGGUGGAAGCUUCCGAGGAGUUGUCUCUUAUGAGAGUGGAUAAAAAUGUGGGUGGAUAUGAUGUGACGAGAAGGGAAAGCUCUUCAACGGCAGCAAGUUCUGAUUCCAAAUGUUGUCAGGUGAAGGAAACAGAGAAGCAGAGCAAGAAGGGAUGGUUAACAAGGCUGCUCUCUAUGGGAUGUUCAGCGGAUACAAAGGUGGAAUCUGGUGGUGGAAUCAGAGCUUCUUCCACUGGCUAUGGUGAUGUGCUUUCAAGAGUUAAGGUCAAGCAUUGUAAGAAACAAGCCAAGGAGCUCUCAGCUCUUUACCAGUGUCAAGACAUUAAAGGACACAACGGUUCCAUCUUGGCGAUGAAGUUCAGCGGCGAUGGGAAGUAUCUUGCGAGCGCUGGUGAAGAUGGGGUUGUGCGUGUGUGGAAAGUCAUUGAGGACAAGAGAUCUAGACUACUUCGAAAGGAUUGCCUUAACGAGAUAAACCCUUCUUGUAUCUACUUCGAGGUAAACGAUCUUUCUCAGUUGAAACCUGUCUUGUUGGAUGAGGAUAAGAAACCAAACAAGACGACAGAAAGUUUCAAGAAAACAUCUGAUUCAGCCUGCAUUGUCUUUCCUCCUAAAGUUUUCCGGUUAGUGGAGAAACCGUUACAUGAGUUCCGUGGCCACGCUGGUGAAGUCUUGGACAUCUCUUGGUCAAAGGAUAAUUCUCUUCUCUCGGCGUCAAUGGAUAAAACUGUCCGGUUAUGGAAACUCGGUAGCAAUGUUUGCCGUGGAGUUUUCCCUCACAAUGGUUAUGUAACCUCUGUUCAGUUCAACCCUGUAAAUGAGAACUACUUCAUGAGUGGUUCAAUUGAUGGAAAAGUUCGGAUCUGGAACAUUUCUGGUUGCAACGUUGUUGAUUGGGCUGAUCUUAAAGACAUUAUAUCCGCAGUGUGUUACCGUCCGGAUGGACAGGGAGGAAUCAUUGGUUCUCUAACCGGAAGUUGCAGAUUCUUUAGCAUGUGUGGAGACUACUUGGAGCUGGACUCUCAGAUACAUUUGCAUCACAAGAAGAAGUCUUCAAAUAAACGGAUUACUGGUUUUCAGUUCUUACCACAAGACCAGAGCAAAGUCCUGGUUGUUUCUGCGGAUUCCAAAGUCAGAAUCCUCCAAGGGAACGAUGUCGUCAGAAAAUACAAAGGCGUUUGCAAGACGAGGAGCCUCACAUCAGCGUCUCUCACGUCUGAUGGAAAGCACAUUGUUUCAGCUUGUGAGGACUCCAAUGUAUAUAUAUGGAGCAAUGGAGAGGAAUUAGAUUCAUCUUCUUCUUCCCAAACCAAGAAGAUUAAAUCUUUUGAACGUUUCUCCACCAAUGCAUCGGUAGCAGCUACCUGGAGUGGAUUCUCAGAUUACAACACGUCUCUCCCGUUUGCUUCACCCCCUUGCUUAUCUCUCAACGAAGGAUACGUCCCUGGAUCAGUUCCCAAAGGAAGCGCAACAUGGCCAGAGGAAAACUUACCUGCUAACAAUCCUCUCUCUUCAAUGACUGCAUCUCAUUACAAGUUUCUUAAGUCAUCAUACCAGAGAUCAACUAGCUCUCUGGCAUGGGGUAUGGUCAUUGUAACAGGUGGUUGGGACGGAAGGAUCAAAACGUUUCAGAACUACGGCUUGCCUGUGACUGUAACUUGAAGAAGAAUACUGGUUUGUUUUUUUUUCCUAAGUUUGGAAAAACAAAAUCAGAUGCCAUUGUUCCUUUCUUGCUAGGCACUAGCACAUGGUUCUGGCAGGUCUAUGGUGGGGUCCCAAAGCACAAACCAGAUCUAUCCUCAGAUUUGUGCUAUUGUUCAAUAGUCAAAAGGAGACUCAAAAUGCUAUUUUUCACUCACUAGUCAAGAUGAUGUAGAGAAAUCU